GCGAUGUGCGCGCGCUUCGAGGCCGGGGACGCGCGCGCCUGGUACGCGGGGCCGCUGUCGCGGCGCGAGGCGCACGCGCGGCUCGCGGCGCGGCGCGCGGGCACCUUCCUAGUGCGCGACAGCGUCACGAGCCCCGGCGACUUCGUGCUGUCCGUGCGCGAGGCGGGCGCGCGCGUCUCUCACUACAUCGUGAGCCGCCUCCCCGCCGCGCGCGCCUUCCGCAUCGGGGACCGCCACUUCCGAGACCUCCCCUCGCUGCUGCUCUUCUACGCGGCGCACCACCUCGACACCACGACGCUGCGCGAGCCCGCGGGCGGCGGAGCACCCCCCCCAUGUCAGCAGGUGCCCCCGGCGUUGGCGAGCGCCCCCAUGGACUAUGUGCAGGCGCUGUACGACUUUGCCGGGAGCGACGCUGAGGACUUGCCGUUCCAGCGCGGGGAGGUGCUGCUGGUACUGGACAGGCCCGAGGAGCAGUGGUGGACGGCGCGCAAUCGCGCGGGGCGCGCGGGCAUGAUCCCCGUGCCGUACGUGGAGCGCUGGGCGCCUCCCCUGCCGCCGGCGCCCACCCCCCAGCCUCACUGGGGCAGCCACGGGCCCCCAGAGCCAGUCCGCUGCCCCCCCUCGACGCUCGCGGGCCCCCCGCCCGCCAACGGCUCGCCGCCCACCUCCGCGCCGCUGGGCGACGAGGCUCCCGCGGAGCCGUCCGGGGACGCCGGGAUCGGGAAGGCGGGGAACGGCGCGGUGGCGUCGCGGCUCUCGCAAGACGCUUAGCGCCAGGGCUCGGUGGGAUUCGCCGGCGUGGACGCGUGCACUUGGCCGUCACGCUGGCUGUGCCCGGAGCGCGUCACUCGGCCGAGAGCCUGUCCAAACGUCGGUGCUCUCUUGGAAAAAACUAUCUAAGUGAUUUCCUGCUGCUCAGAUGAGCCAUGUUGAAGCAUUGGUGCUCAAUUCUUGUUUACAGGCCUGAGCCAGUGGUGGAAAUUCCUAUGGUGGGGGUGAGUCUUAUCGGUAGGACAACCACUGUUGACUUUCCCACGAAGUUGUACUUGUUUUAACCACCCUGAAAGAAUAAUGGGCUUAGUCAAUUGCCCACCCAGGAUUUCAACUCGCGACCUUCCGCUUGCUCUACCACUCCGAGCCACCCAGCUGGGGUAAAAUGCAAGGGAGAAAAAGUGAACAACUGUAAUCGUGGAAGUGGCAAAGUAACACCGCAAAAAUAUUGAAACUCGGAGCACGGUAGUACAUGCCUGUACCACGGCAGUUGUGCUUUGAUGUAACAGAGCAACGGUGCCGCCACAUGCGAUGUGCGUCGUGUUGAUUCAGGUUUUGCGUAAGCGUUCUCCCUGUGUGUGUGUAGGGUUAUUGAGUUGCAAUCGCAACAUUCUCGAGAAAGUCACUGUCCACAGAAGGAUCCUCCUGAAGAGAGUCUCGAGGCUUGGCGAGGCCUUUCCUGAUUGACUUGAGGACUGUUGUCAAUGCAACAAUCUUAAAUGUUUAAUAUAAAACGUGUAUAUUACGCAGAAACAGUCGACAAUUGUGUGCGACAGUAAUGGCCGUGAAAUGUUUUGGUUGAGACCUCGGUGAAUGAAGUGGUGGUUUUGGAACCGAGUAAACGGGCCACCAAGGGGGCACCACCUACCUUGGAGUGGCAUGCACAUCCACACCCUCCGUGUACAGCAGCAUGAGUAGGAUGAGACAGCUAAGCGCAGACCUUGGGGGCCAUGUGUGGACUGCAGAUGCUGCCGCUGCUGCUGCACGAUUUAGAAGGAGGAAACGAUGAGGUGUGGUGGUAUCACCUUCGUUGUCCGUGACGACCUCCUGAACGUCAACUUGAGUGAAUCCCAGCCACUCCAAGGGGGGGCACACGGGGCCGUGGGGCUUUGUCGUUCAUUAGGGUGGCAUCGAAUGGCCUUCUGGGUGUGCGCGGGUGGUUCUUGCAUACACAUUAAUGAAUGGAAACUUAAAGAUCUAUGUCCAAGUUUCAAAUCCACGCAACGGCUUCAGGUGAUGCCGAAUGAAUUGCUGCUGCUGCCUCCGUUGUAUUUGCGAGGUGGGUGGUGUGGAGUUGAUUUGGUGUGAGAGGCACCGAAGUUGAUCGUAUGCGCUCACAACCACGGUCUCGCAGGGAGUGGUGGCACGAGCUCGGCUCUAUGGUACAGACGGUGACGAAGCGCAACAUAGCCCCGCAUGAGGCCCCAGCUCAGCAAGGCAUAGCUCACGUUAAAGCCACCAUUGAACUACAGAGGAGGGAUGCACGGUAGGGGUAUUUAAGAGGGGUGGUUGGGGUGUGUUUGGGAUGUUGUAGUGGUGUAGUGGUGAUGGUAGAGAUGUAGUGAUAGCAGGGUGUGGUGGUAGUGGUAGGGGGUAAUAGUGGUAGGGUGUGGUAGUGGUUGUAGGGUGUGAUAGUGAUGGUAUGGUGUAGUGUGGUAGAGUGUGCUAAUAGUGGUAGUGAUGGUAGGGUGUGGUAGGGGUGGUUAAAGAGGCUCGUGCCCUGGUGGUGAGGCGGUGUUGUGAUCCAUAGCACGCGGUAGUUAGUCCCUUAAAAUUACUGCCUGUGAGAGAAGCUGUCAGCUACAAAGCCUGGGAAAGCCCGGUCUGUGUUGACACGGGAUCGUCCCACAACAGCAGUAUUCCCACACUGCCGUCUGUAACACUGUCAAACAGCUGUCCCGAAAACCUUUCGUGGACUGUGACACGCGGCCCCUCAAAGCAUCGUAGUUCCAGGUGCUCUGCCUGGUGAUGGUGGCCCAACCCACUUGAGCUGAAUAGGGCGCAGUUGUGAUUGUAGUUCUUGUAUCAAUAGCCGGUUCAUGAGGAAGAGAGAGGAAAUGCAUUCCGCAUCUCCUGAAUCUGACCACAACGCAGCUCCUGGCAUCAGCGAGCGGCGGGCGUGCGUGCCGCAGUGCGUGCAGGAAACUCGCAGUGCGGGUGCAGUGCCUGGAAAGAAGCUGCACAUCGCAGUCUUCGCUGGCCGGAUGAGAUCGGGGCACCGUGGUUUGGCGACUUGAAGCCCAGUUCUCCCUGAGCUGCCCCUCUACCCUCCCUGUAAUUUAAUCUCCAACAUCUCCCUUCCUCCCUCCCCACUUCCACUGCCCCCACUUCACUCUGACACGAAUUCCCUCCCCGCCCCCAGCCAACCCCCAUGCCUUCCUGUUGCCUUCUCUCGACAGGUCUCUCUGUUAGAUCCAUAUCUGACAGAGAGGGUCCUUGCCUAUAAACAUCCGGCAGUUCACCAUUAUUGGUCCAAGCAAGCCUAUGCUGAUGAAACACUGAAUGUUGAAACCUGUUUGUAGUUUGUGUUGAACCAAUGCUGCGUGUGGCUGAUGGGAUGUUUGAAAGAUACUUUUAUAUUUUACGUGGCGGGACAUUUGAAAGAGGCGAAUCGUCUGCUGAUUUAUUCUGUUACUUAUAUCAACAACAACAAUGGCAAAUUCUGAUUUUGUGGCCUGGGUUAGGUUUAGUCUGGACCAGGUAUCACAUCUGUCGAUGGAAGUGGCAUAGAAUAUCUCCAGGGCGGCAACCAGAGCUGUGAAGCAUUCAUCUUGUUUACAUUAUUUAGCACGUGCAGUUUAACACGUGGCACUGGAGUAUUGAGUUGGUAGCUUGUAAUGCAAAUGGAAUUAAGAGCUGUGACUUAACAUGGAGUCUCGUAUUUAAGUACUUUGUGAAUUGUGCAAUGGAAUUAGUGUGUUCCCUGCGGUUGGCAUGACUUGGAUUUUAUUUGUGUUUGUGCUCCACCAGUUGUGGUCUCUGAAAUUACGUUUAGACGCGGCUUCUCUAUGAGCCAUAGGUUGGGCGUCGUUUUGGAGGUGUGGAUUCUGCGCAAGGGGAGCUCGGUCUACAAUGUGAUUCACGUUUGAAGGGGCAACCGCUUUUCAGAGAUUACCAGCAGCUACAAAAACAUCCAAACUGGUGGAAAAUUGAGGAUUUUCAGUGAUUGCUUUAUAUGGAAAACCGUCUUUUUACCAAUACCUGAAUUGGCCCAAGGUUUAUGUAUUAACGGUUAGUUGUGUGGUUUAUACAAUGUCGUUGGUUUUGGCGAAACAUCCCGAUGCAGGACCCUCCUGAAAAAUAGUCUCUGGACUCUGUGUGGUUUUCCUGGGUAAAUCAGUAAUUAUAUUAAUUAUUGUGAUGGUUUGUACAAGGGUGGGGUGUGGUUUGUGUGUGGUGGAGUGCAUAGUCUGUGGUUCGGAGUAUUGUGUAGAUUCAGGUUGUGGGUUUGUACGAGGGUGGCGUGUGGUACGUGUGUGUGUGUGGUUUGUAAGAGGGUUUUUAAACGAUAACGGGUAAAACUGGUAAUCGUUUUCAGAAUCGGUUACAGAAUCCGAAAGUCAGGAUCCGAUAGCCAUUUCAAAUGGAGUUUCAGUAAUAAAUGGACCAAUUGGCACGCGCUAACGUUCAAUCGACAUGGUCGCCUGAGUCACGGCGUUAUGUUGUGUGUGCCCUCGUUUCUCAGUUCAAAGUUGACCAGAUACCCUGGCCCUGCUGGCAGCAGGGCCAGGGAAUUUGGUCAAUUCUUCCACACUGACCGUACGUGUUGGAAUAGGUGAGUGUACCGACACUUUACUCCAUUUCACGUGACCUGGCGAUGGACUGAUUGUGGUCUUACCCAUUUAUGAAACUUCAUCUGCUGCACCAGGAGGUUGAAUUGAACCGGCGACCUUUGGAUUAAAAGUUCCGUGUGCGAACCAUAACACGAUGGCAGCUCCCCGUCCUUACAUAUGUUGGUUUUCUCCAGACACUCGUUUCCUACGAGAAAUAAAAAUAUUACAGGAGAAAUUUUCCUGUGGGACCCUCCUUAAAAGGAAUAUUGAAAAUCAAACAUUAAUGGGCAAAUUAAUCCCAUUUAGCUACAAAAGAAUAUAAUAAAGUUAUUGAUUUAUCGAUCCAAGAAAACGUCACCGUUCUCAAGGCUCGUUUUCAGGUGGGCCCUGCAUGGCGACGUUUAACCAAUUCCAUGAUGAGGUAUGAGUUUGUACGUGGGAGGAAACUGAAGUGCCCAGAUUAAAUCCCACGUAUAAGGGAAAACAAAGAUCCACACAGAUGGGUUCACAGGCUCAUCUGUGCUGCCACCUCAUGGCAACCAUGCAGCCCAGUGAGUUUGGGAGUUUUACAAAGCUACAUGACCCACCAACCCCUUCCCUCCAGAGCGCGAGAUGAGAAGUAGUUGAACAUAGUUUUAUUUAUGUAUUUAUUGCUUUCUGUUGAAACCGUGAGUGUUUAGCGUUGGAUGUUCCGUGCACUGUAAAAACUGUUUUUUAUGUGGAUGGACGGAUAUGUGGAGGACGCGGAUCAUCUGCUUAGUUAUUUUUCAAUUAUAUUCUCCACAACGACGCUCAUGAUUAUUUCGUGUUUCGUUUACAAAUGAUGGCAGUGGCCUAAGUAUUAUUAUAGUGUUGUCCGGAGCACUUUCUAUUUUUGCAAGUGACUCGCACUGAAUGAACCAUUGCUAAUUGGGCCUAAGUCGUGUCAUAUAUCUCCCAGUUCUGCAAGAGCUGCACUGCCUCCGUGACAUCAAAACUUGUUUCUGAAGGUGGCAAGGGUGAACGUGUGCAGCUUCCUGGACAAACUCGCAAACAAUCCAGAGCCCUCCAGCUGUACUCCAGCCCUCCUGCACAGAUCCAGUGGCUGUGGUGACGUCAGGUGAAGAAGUCCCGCGUGGCCAAGAAUAUCGCGAGCUCGUGUGGAGCAUAAUGCCGAAGGGGUUUUGGACCAGAAACAUUACACAAACAUAAUUCUCGACCUUGAUCUUCAUGACUAAACUCUUGGGACGUGGCACUGCGGUGCCAACAUUCAGCACACGCUGUGCCACAUGGUUGUCAAGUAUCUCACCGUGAAGUCACACCAGGUGCUGCAUCAUAUUAAUCUAUUCGUGUCUUUUCGAGAAGUGAUCACGUAAAAAUGCGCGUGUUGUGUUCAAACCGCCAUGGAAAUACAGGGUUAUUACCGCUCCUCUGGCUUGCGAUAGUGACUCGCUGAGCGAAUUUUGUGCGUUAUAAAUCGAAUUCCUCAUCACUAUUAUUAUCUCAAGCACCAGCACAGAACUGGGCUCUCUAAAUGCUUAAUGGCAUGAGGCUAUGCUAGUAUUCCGGGUGCGUCUCUGCUCCUUGGCUUAGAGGCAUCAGAGCCGUAGAUAGCAGUGGGCAGCAGCUUCCGAUAUCAUGGCCCAGCCCUUGGCAGAUCCCAUUAUGACAUUGUGUGAACUAAAGCAUAAGGCACAAGUGAAGCCAGAAUUCCAAACCGUGGCCUCUGGUGAGGGCAGCUUCAGUGCAGACGAUGCCCAUGGGAGGCGAGGGCGGCGUGUCCACAUGCGGUGCCGCUAUUGCAGCGUCUGCAAUGUUUCCAGACCCGUCCUCUGGACAUGCAGUCUGGGCACCAUGACUGCCAAGGAUCAUCGGAGCUGCGAUGUACCGUGAGGUCACCGCAGGCUAGGGCGUGUAGAUGAAGCAUCCACCACCUUUGCUUUUAAGAGAACUCUCCAUUGUGCCGUAGGCUGCAAUGAUCUUUUAUUCAAGGGUAUUGGUGUUCAUGUGGAUCGUGGAUCUGCUAGUAUGAAAUGCAUGCCAUCUAGAGUCAUGGUAAAUCUGUUGCUGUAAAUGAAAGGGAAAACUCCCUUGUAUUUUCAAUUGCAGUGUAAUUUGACCGUGCAUCCAAGUUUCGCGAUCAAUCAAUAAUUUGUCCAUUUCACCUAAUUUUUGCGCGUUACAAGUCAUAUGAUCAUAAAGUGAUUACACUAUAUCCUGUGUUCACGUAGAAAUUGGCGGCAAAUAAAAUGACCACAUGGCAAGAA
Messenger RNA from Petromyzon marinus (sea lamprey), 6790 nucleotides. RefSeq names its product crk-like protein. Gene Ontology annotation, biological process: enzyme-linked receptor protein signaling pathway; cell migration. Gene Ontology annotation, cellular component: cytoplasm. The record is from RefSeq and is a predicted model, not a curated record. Lineage: Eukaryota; Metazoa; Chordata; Hyperoartia; Petromyzontiformes; Petromyzontidae. Gene Ontology annotation, molecular function: receptor tyrosine kinase binding; signaling adaptor activity.